Messenger RNA from Miscanthus lutarioriparius, 1734 nucleotides. The record is from the annotation of a GenBank genome assembly. NCBI's taxonomy places the organism in Eukaryota, Viridiplantae, Streptophyta, Magnoliopsida, Poales, Poaceae.
AUGCGAAGGCUAGAGGCGGUCCUUGCUGCAUGGCCUUGCGCCAUUGCCACGGUGGUGCUGCUAGCUCUCGCGACGGGAGUGGCUGCGGCCAACGAAGCGAAGCAUGACGUGGACGGCGGCGGCGGCGUCUCGAGGAUCGGCACCACCGCAGCACCAUCGUCGACCAUCAUCAACGUCACCGCGAUCUGCCUGACGACGCCGUACCCGAGCGCGUGCGAGACGGCGCUCUCGUCGUCGCCGGCGCCGCCGGGCGGCUCAUCAUCAUCCAGCAGCAGGGCCGACGACCCGUUCGCAGCGUCCGUGCAGUACGCGAUGGCCCGGGCCGCGUCGGCGCGCGCGGUGGCGCGGAACCUCUCGGCCACGCGUCGUCCCCGCGGCGCGCCGCCGGGCGUGCAGGACUGCGCCGAGCUGCUCGACAUCAGCCUGGACCAGCUGGGCGACGCGCUCGCCGCGGGGGGCGCGGCGGGCGACGUGGACGGGGUCACCACGUGGCUCAGCGCCGCGCUGACGAACCAGGCCACUUGCGCCGACAGCCUCGUGGCCGACCCGGCCUCCGCGGGGCGCGAGGCCGUGCGCGCGCGCGUCUCCGCGCUCACCCAGUUCAUCGCCACCGCGCUGGCUCUGCACGUCAACAAGUUAAAGGCUCACGAUAGCAGCGGCGGCGGCUCACCGUCCGGCUCGCCACCCACGCCGCCGACGCCAGCGGCGGCGGCGUUCCCGUCCUGGGUGACCCAGCAGGACCGGAACCUCCUGGAGUCGUCGUCCCCGGCGGCAGCGAGUGGCGCCAUCGUGGCUGACGCAGUGGUCGCGCUGGACGACAGCGGGACGCACCGGAGCAUCAACGAGGCGAUCGCGGCCGUGACCGCGGCGAACGGCAGCGGCGGCGGAGGAAGGAAGGUAAUACACGUGAAGGCCGGGCGGUACGAGGAGAGCGUGACCAUCUCGAGCAAGCAGAAGAACGUGAUGCUGAUGGGCGAGGGCAAGGGGAAGAGCGUCAUCGUCGGCCACAAGAGCGCCGGCGAGGGCUACACCACCUACGCCUCCGCCACCGUCGCUGCGAUGGGGUCGGGCUUCAUCGCCAAGGGCCUGACGAUCGUGAACAGCGCGGGGCCAGGGAAGGGCCAGGCGGUGGCGCUGCGCGUCGGCGGCGACCUCUCGGUGGUGUACCAGUGCGGCAUCCAGGCGUACCAGGACACGCUCUACGUCCACUCGGGCCGCCAGUUCUACGCGGCCUCCGACAUCGCCGGCACGGUGGACUUCGUCUUCGGCAACGCGGCCGUGGUGCUGCAGAGCUGCGACAUCCAGGCGCGGAGGCCGAGCCCCGGGCAGGAGGACACAGUGACGGCGCAGGGCCGGACGGACCCGAACCAGAACACCGGCAUCUCCAUCCACCGGUGCAGGGUCACCGGCGCGCCGGACCUCGGCGGCACGCCGGUCUACCUGGGCCGGCCGUGGCAGAGGUACUCGCGGACCGUCGUGAUGGAGACCUUCCUCGACCGGUCGGUCGCGCCGGCCGGGUGGCUCGAGUGGUCGGGGCAGUUCGCUCUCAGCACGCUGUACUACGGGGAGUACGGGAACACCGGGCCUGGUGCCGGGACCAGCCGGCGUGUGACGUGGCCCGGAGUGCACACGUCACUGUCCAGGUCGGAUGCCGCGAGGUUUACCGUGGCGGAGUUCAUCCUGGGAGACGCGUGGUUGGGUGGCACUGGAGUCAGCUAUAUUUCAGGACUGUGA